AAAAUUUAUGUAAAGUUAAUUAAAAAAGGAAGAAGGGGAAGAAAGAAAGAAAUUGAUACAGCCCUUGCUAGCGGCUUAUUCCCUCUCCUUCCCCUGCAAGCUGCUCCGGUGGUCGUCCAUUCUCUUUGUCUUCUUCACAGAUCUUCUUCUCUCCUUUGGUUUCAAGGAAAAUUUUAAUUCGCAAUAUUGGGACGGCAGCUUGUUUUUCACCCGGCCAGGGAAUUCGGCGGCGGCGUCCAUCCUCGACGCUACCAGCAAGCUCCGUUGAGGGUGGCGCUUCACAGCAAGGCAAAGGAGGAUGAGCUAUCUUCUAAGAACCUUAACAAAGAAGGGAGAAGUGGAUUCCCUUAUUAGGGAUACGAUUGAUAAGGUCCUAAUUCUCCGAUUUGGGCGGUGUUCUGAUUCAGUGUGUCUCCUCCUUGAUGACAUUCUUGCUAAGUGCGCACGAGAAGUAUCCAAGUUUGCUUCAAUAGCAUUGGUUGAUAUUGAUUCAGAAGAAAUGCAGGUUUAUGUCAAGUACUUUGACAUAACUCUUAUACCGUCCACUGUUUUCUUCUUCAAUGCCCAUCAUAUGAAGAUGGAUUCUGGGACUGCAGAUCAUACAAAGUGGGUUGGCGCUUUUCACCAAAAGCAGAAUUUUAUUGAUGUUGUGGAGGCAAUAUUUAGGGGAGCAAUGAAAGGCAAGCUCAUUGUGAAUUGUCCGUUGCCUCCUGAGCAAAUUCCAAAAUACCAGCUAUUAUUCAAGGAUGUGUAGGAGAUGAACUGGUGUGUAAAGGCUUUACGGUAUUUUUUCCUUCCUCCUAGUUAAUCUAACUAGUUUUUCGAUGGUAUCAGUCAUCCUGUGAAGUCUAAUUUUGGUGUAUGUCAGUCAAGUUGCCAUAACUGAAGAAUGACUUAAAUGAAUUGAAAUUCCAUGAAGAAUGUUGCCAAAAUGCUCUCGUAUCUCCAUAUUUCCUCUGCAUUUGAAGCAUUUCAACAUUUCUGGUGGUACGUUUGGAAUUUGGGGAACAGAAGAAAAGUUUGUGUGAGCAUUUUCUUCAGCUACCUAUAGAAAAUUAGGUUAAGUUGAGAAAGUUCAGGUUAUGUAUUUGUUUCAAGUGGUGAGAUUAUAGUUCAUUCCCUCUCUUCAUUUGUGGAACUAAUUUCCCUUGUGUUAGAUUGCUAGUUUGUCAGUGGGAGAUUAAUCAUGUGUAAAACCAUCUCGUAUAUUUUUAUUUUGUGAAACACAUUAAUGAAAAUAGUGAAUGUUUUCUUCA
Molecule: messenger RNA, 1256 nt
Organism: Cucumis melo (muskmelon)
Lineage: Eukaryota; Viridiplantae; Streptophyta; Magnoliopsida; Cucurbitales; Cucurbitaceae
Exons: 6
Coding region: 299-754 (151 amino acids)
Biological process (GO): mRNA splicing, via spliceosome
Cellular component (GO): U4/U6 x U5 tri-snRNP complex; U5 snRNP; spliceosomal complex
Source: RefSeq, a predicted model, not a curated record